Molecule: messenger RNA, 2303 nt
Organism: Phaedon cochleariae (mustard beetle)
Lineage: Eukaryota; Metazoa; Arthropoda; Insecta; Coleoptera; Chrysomelidae
Source: the annotation of a GenBank genome assembly
GUUAAGUGGUGUGUUCAAAUUUCAAUGUUUCAAAUAACUAGUUGAAUAUUAUGGCUGAUGAUAACUCUAUGGAAGUAAAACGGGAAGUAAUUCGAAAUUUAAACGUUCAUUAUGGAAGAAGGUUACUGGAUUUACAAGAAUGUUUGAAAUUACUUGAAUGUAAGAAGCAAGAAAAAGCAGAUAUUGAAAACAAGUUGGAUGUGUUGCAUUCUGAUAGUUUCAUUGGAAAUAGUUUGAAAGAUGCCGAAAAAGUUAUCGAAAAUGGAAAAGAUUUAAUAAGUAGAUCAAAAGAAAUCAUCGAACACAUCGAAAAGGAUUUGGAUGAUGUUGAUGAAGUGAGAAAAGAUAUACAUAAAUACUUCGAUAAAAUAAAUAGAUUACAGUGUUUACUACAAUACUUCAGAGUUAUACAACAUAUAGAACAAUUAAGUCGAGAGCUACAAAAAGAAAUUGGAAAAAAAGAUGAUGAAAAGUGUGCAACGUUAUUCGCAAAUUUAACAGAAAUUAAUAGGAAUUUGGUAGAUACGAGAGGAAAACAUUUAUUGGGUUAUUUGAAAGAAACUAUAUACUAUUGGCACAAAAUAUUGAAAGACAAAUUUGCCAAAGAUUUUGAUGAAGUCUUGAAAUUAAUAAAAUGGCCAUUCGUUAGUACAAACUUCUCCCUGGUUGUUCCCCUACCUAACCACAUACAGAGAUUGCAGACGAUUUCCGAGUAUUUAUUGCAAAUCGAAAUACCAAGUGAGUCAAGUGUUCCAGUAGUUACCUCAGCCUUGCUAUCAAACUUUCCACCAUUAUGUCUGCCUCUACAGCUAAUGGUGCUACCUUUGAGAAAACGAUUCAUUUACCAUUUUUAUGGUUCUAGACAAACUAAUAGGAUCGACAAGCCCGAAUGGUAUUUCACACAAAUUCUAACCUGGGUGAGGGACCAUAAAGAUUUCAUCAAUAAAUACAUCCAACCGGUCAUUGAGAAAUUAGGAUUACAUCAUAUCGAUGCGAAGCUAGAAUUCAUCAGGGGCCUAGUCGAAAUAUCAGUGGAGAAAUUAUAUUCCGACUUGCCCAAUUUACAAUUUGAUGACUUCACUUUCUCCCAUUCCAUUGAUGAGGCUCUAUGUUUUGAUAAAGAGUUGAGAGAAACAUAUGACUAUCCAUCGACUCAACCUGGAGUAUUAACUGUACUCACGCGAGGACAGGUGUUCAUGAAGUGGAUUGCUAUGGAGAAAAAAUAUGCUACAGAAAAAAUGGAUGCAAUGCUUCCUCCGAACGCUGUAGAUGCUUUUGAUCCUCUCACGUCUGACGUCGAAGAUUUGAAAAUAACAACUUGUGCAGACGCCUUUAUCACAUUGUUACAAACGAUAAUGGAGAGAUACGAAGCUCUACCCCAACCGGGCCACAGGUUGCAAUUUCUGGAAUUGCAACUCGAACUGUUAGACGAUUUCAGAGUGAGACUGUUGCAAUUGGUAAAUGCUGAAGAAGGAAAUAUUGUAGAAUCUAGGAUUCCGUCGAUAGCUAAUAGUAUUUAUUAUAUAGAAAAUGUCUUGUUGGAUUGGGGUACUAUGCUACACUAUUUGAACUUAUAUUAUUAUAAAAGCCAAUUGGAAAGUGAAAAGCAACCAACUACACAAUUUACUGAUAUCGACGAUGAUCCUCUGUAUGAAAUAGAAACGGACACAGUAUUCGCAGAGACUCUUUCCCUUUAUAGGCAUAUGAGAAAUGAUUUAUUGCAUACUCUAGCAGAAAUUGUGAUUGCCGAAGUUAAGACACGAAGUAAAGCAUAUCGAAGUGAAAGAUGGUCAGCUAUGAAGGCAGAGAAAGAGUUUCGCAGUCUUUCCUUGACUCCAACUGCCUGCCCCAUGUUUGAAACUUUAUCGAAACGUCUACACCAGCUGCAGAAAAGUCUGCAAAGUAAAUUGUUUACUAUCAUUUGGCAUUGUGUGGCUCAACAGAUGGAUACAUACUUGUUCGAAGAUUUGGUCUUGGAUAAUAGAUUCAGUGAAGGGGGAGCACUCCAGUUCAAGUUUGAUAUCACUAGGAAUUUGGUCCCUUUAUUCUCACAGUUCAGUGAGAGGCCUCAUAACUAUUUUUCACAGCUCAUUGAAUCAUGCAAUCUUCUGAACGUCAGUAAAGGUAGUGCCUUAUUGCUAAGAGAGACUAUCAUUGCUCUAGAAGGGGCCACCGGAGUCGAAGAUACUAGAGGCAAAGCACUGAAGGAAAUUGGUGUGGACCAUUUCACUCCAAAAAUGGCUGUUCGGAUUUUGAAUCAAAGAGCUGACAUUACAGUGAAUAGGAUACUAAUUGAUUAAGGC